This is a messenger RNA of Thermothielavioides terrestris NRRL 8126, 1716 nucleotides long. Its product is annotated as multicopper oxidase-like protein. Bases 1 to 1716 code for a protein of 571 amino acids. NCBI's taxonomy places the organism in Eukaryota, Fungi, Ascomycota, Sordariomycetes, Sordariales, Chaetomiaceae. The transcript has 2 exons. Gene Ontology annotation, molecular function: copper ion binding; oxidoreductase activity. The record is from RefSeq and is a predicted model, not a curated record.
AUGGCCAAGGCUCGUGUCUUGGUAGGGUUGCUGGCUGCCACCAUUGCGAGGGCGUCUCCUUUCGACUCCGACGCCGUCAACCUGCACCCACGCGCCGCCUGCUCUGGUAACACAGCUACGACCCGCUCUGAGUGGUGUGACUAUGACAUCUCGACGGACUACUACAAUGAUGGCCCGACAACUGGCGUCACCAGGGAGUAUUGGUGGGAAAUCACCGAGUUCACUGCUGCGCCAGAUGGAGUUGAGCGAUCCGUCAUGGCCAUCAACGGCAGCAUCCCAGGCCCUACCCUCUUCGCAGACUGGGGAGAUACCGUUGUCGUUCACGUCACUAACUCUGUUCCCGGCAACGGGACGAGCAUCCACUUCCACGGCAUCCGCCAAAACUACACCAACCCGAACGACGGAGUCAGCAGCAUCACGCAGUGUCCAGUUCCCCCUGGAUCGUCCAUCACGUACACCUGGAAAGCCACCCAAUACGGCACUACCUGGUACCAUUCCCAUUACGGCCUGCAGGUGUACAACGGUGUCUUUGGCGGCAUCGUGAUCAACGGCCCUGCCUCUGCCAAUUACGACGAAGACCUCGGCGUGCUCUUCCUCAGCGACUGGACCCAUGAGUCUGCGGACAACCUGUUCACUGAAGCCCAGCUGACAGGGCCACCAACUCAGGAUAAUGGCCUGAUCAACGGCACGAACAUCUACGUUGACGGCGACACGACCGUGGGCUCUCGUUUCACGUUGUCGUUCACCGCGGGGACAUCGUACCGCCUGCGCCUCAUCAACGGUGCCAUGGAUACUUUCUUCAAGUUUUCCAUUGAUAAUCACACCAUGGAAGUCAUUGCGAACGACUUGGUUCCCAUCCAGCCGUUUAACACGACCGUCCUCAGCAUUGGCAUUGGCCAGAGGUAUGAUGUUAUCAUCCGCGCAGACCAGGCCGACGUCGCAGACAACUUCUGGAUGCGCGCCGUCCCCCAGACCUCCUGCUCUUCCACCAACACUAUGGAGGAUGAUAUCCGCGGCAUCGUCUACUACGGCACCAGCCCGUCGACGCCUGACACCACGGGCUACAACCCGACCGACAGCUGCGACGACAUGUCCAGCACCGAUCUGGUCCCCUACGUGUCCAAGACGGUGGCAUCGACCGCCGCGUGGACCGAGGACGAGCCGGUGACGAUCGGCGCGGCGCCGACCAACGCCAACUACCUGUGGUGGUACGUGAACGGCAGCACGCUGGACAUGUCGUGGUCGAACCCGACGCUGCUGCAGGUGUACGACAACGUGACCGCGUUCAACUCGUCGGCCAACGUGGUGCUCGUGCCCGAGGCGGACGAGUGGGUGUACGUCGUCAUCAGCACCGCGCUCGGCGUCGCCCACCCGAUCCACCUGCACGGCCACGACUUCUUCGUGCUCGCGCAGGGCACGGGCACCUUCGACAGCAGCAGCGUGGCCCUCAACCUCGACAACCCCGUCCGCCGCGACGUGGCCAUGCUGGCUGCUCAGGGGUACCUGGUGAUCGCGUUCCAGACGGACAAUCCGGGCGCGUGGCUGAUGCAUUGCCACAUCGGAUGGCACACGGACGAGGGGCUGGCCAUCCAGUUUGUCGAGAGGCAGAGCGAGGCGAGGGAGCUGAUCGACUUCCAGACCUUGAGCGAGACGUGUGCUGCCUGGGAGACGUGGCAGGCGAGUUCUGGCCUGAAGCAGGAGGAUGAUGGCAUCUGA